This is a messenger RNA of Oppiella nova, 323 nucleotides long. The record is from the annotation of a GenBank genome assembly. Lineage: Eukaryota; Metazoa; Arthropoda; Arachnida; Sarcoptiformes; Oppiidae.
AGACUGUGGUGUAUGGCAUCACCACCAGGGUCAGGGGUCACAACAUGAUACACCAGCAGAUGUAUUACUAUACACUCAUUCAUCGCAAAAUGAAUAAGUCGGACAAAAUUAGACAUAAAUUGUUAGCUAUAUUUGCCGGACCGGGAUGGAGGCCAGGAGGCCCUCGAUUGGGGUUUAUGGAAGAGAUACCGGAUGCAGUCGAUGAGGACACACCUCGAUUAGAGUUACCCCUAUGGCAAGUGCUGUACACAUCAUUCACAUGUAUUGUAACUCUCAUUGGUUUCUAUUUGUUUGCCAAUCAUUCACAAGUGUUUGCCCAUGAU